AACUGGCAGAUCUAGAAUUUAUAAAAUCCAUAAUAUUAUUAUUUUUUAUCUUUUAUAAUUAGCCAUGGAUAAUUCAGAACGCGAUGGAGGAGCGGCAGCUCCUAGUAGUUCGUCGGCUCCACCUCCUUCCACUUUUAAGCUGUUUAACCGAAGAUGCUCUGUUCACCAAUUCAUGGGAGGCGGAAAAACUGCGGAUAUACUCUUGUGGAAGCGGUGGCGUAUUUCAUUUGGUAUUAUUGUUGUAGCAACUGUUGCAUGGCUGAUAUUCGAGCAGUCUGGAUUACCGUUAUUGUUGAUUUGUUCAGAUGUUCUAUUGUUGUUGAUUGUAGUGUCUUUUGUUCGUGCCAACAUUGCUGCUUAUAUAGAUAAACAACUACAGACAUUACCGGAGUUAGAAUUAUCAGAGGAAAUGGUUAACAAUGCUGCAGCUUCAUUUCGUGUUAAAAUAAAUAAUAUGCUGUACAUGGCUCAUGAUAUCACAGUUGGCAAGGAUUUUAGACUGUUUUUCCAGAUGGUGGUCUGUCUCUGGCUUCUGAGUGUCAUUGGUAGCUACUUCUCUCUCUUCACUCUAGCCUAUAUUGGAACUAUCUUAACCAUUACUGUUCCAGCUUUAUACAGUAGAUAUGAAGAACAUGUGGAUAGAUUCUGUGGGUUGAUCUGCAACAAGUUAAGUCAGCAGUAUAAGAUAGUGGAUGACAAUGUUAUUAGCAGAAUUCCAGAGGCUUUAUCAAAGGAAAAAGAUACAUAAUGUUUAUAUUUUUAUCUUGAAGCAAGAAUUGAAACUUGUACUGCUCAUGAGUGAAUCCAUUAUCAUAAAAGUUGAGCUUUGGAGAAGCGGAAAAUGACAUAAAGUUCUCGGAAGUGUUUCUUCUCUCUGACGAAUGGUAGAUUGGUUUAAAAUUUGUCUCUUAAGUCAUUUGUUGUGUGUUUCAUCUUCACUGGGCCAGAACUUUGAAAUGUCCCUAGCUCCUGUUUGGAAACUUGAAUGUGUAAAGUCCUGCAUUACCUCCCACCCUCUGGUCUUAGAAGUUAGCGCACGGUGUUUGUAAAUGCACAGAAAUGCAAUUUCGAAGCUUGGCUGUGAAGCCUCCAACCGUUAUUAGUUAUUCGGUAUAGAAAAAACAACUGGAGAUGGUGUAAAUUAUGGAGUCCUCUUGGUGUACUUGAGGAGCCUGAAAAUGCAGAAUAUCUUUUAUUUA
Messenger RNA from Mangifera indica (mango), 1199 nucleotides. Its product is annotated as reticulon-like protein B16. The transcript has 5 exons. Bases 65 to 748 code for a protein of 227 amino acids. NCBI's taxonomy places the organism in Eukaryota, Viridiplantae, Streptophyta, Magnoliopsida, Sapindales, Anacardiaceae. The record is from RefSeq and is a predicted model, not a curated record.